AUGACCCUGCCGAAGGUAAGCGUUGCAAAACAAGAGCUGUCAGGCAGAUCACGCCACGGGCUUAGCCGGCAGCCUCUUCGAAGGGGGACUGAGCAGUCCUCAGCAGGGCGAAAAUCUGGCUGCAAGAGGCGUUUGGGCAACCUGGAGGUUCUCCUCUUCGGAAAGGUAAGCCUCACGUAUGAGAAAUCAAACUCCAGGGACUGGUUUUGUUCACUUCCUCCUCUUGCAGAACUUUAGCCAGCAAUUUUCCCAAGCCUCUUUCCCCACCACCCUCGGACGAACGCUUUGUACUUCCUGCAACAGGAGGUUCCUGCAUGGACGGGCGAUGCCUUCUUAAAGCUGCUUUCAAAAUUGCUUCUUCCUUUAACCAAGCCCAGGUAUCUCAGCACGCAGCUCUUCCUAAGCUACGGGUUUGCAGAUUUCCAAAUUUAUAAUUCGCCGGCUCGUCAAAGCAACACGUUGGCGGCAAGCUGGUAGGGGUUCCGGAAAAAGGAAAGCAGGAAUAAAUACGUUGGGGGGGGGCGUUUCCAAGUGUGGGGAGAUUUUCAGAGUCUCAGGUGGGUUUUUCUGUUUGGGAAGGUCUAGUAGGGGAGAAUUUGCAUUGUAGGAGAGCCCUGUAAGAGGAAUGGAGCAGGGCAUGUUUAGCGUGGAGAAGAGGAAACUGAGAGGUGAUAUGACAGCCAUCUUCAAAUAUCUCAAGACCGUCACACGGAAGAUGGAGCAUGCUUGUUCCCUGCUGGUUCGAAGGAUAGGACCUGAACCGAUGGAUUCAGAUUACAAGGAGAUUCCGGCUGAACAUUAGUCAGAGCUUUCUGACAGUCAGAGCUGUUGGACAGUGGAACUGUCUCCCUCGGGAGGUUGUGGACUCUCCUUCCUUGGAGGUUUAUAAGCAGAUGUUGGGUGGCCAUGUGUCAUGGAUGCUUUUGUUGUGAUUGCUGCGUUGCUGGGGGGGUGGACUAGAUGACUCUUAGGGUCCCUGAAACUUACAAAUUUAACAUUAUCAAAGGAAUGCUUCUGCAAUCUUACAAAGACCAUUAGAAAGAAACAAAAAUUUCAAAGCUAAGAAACUGCCUCAAAGGCAUUUUUACAAUCCUUCCUCCACAGUAAGGUAUGUUAUUAAAUAAUCCAAUCCAUUCACAAAAUGGCUCUGUGCAUCAGCUCUGGUGUCUUCUGCCAUAUCACUGCAUAUUUAUGCACGACUGAGAUAAGUUUCCUUAACGAUGUUAUUCGAAAACCUGAAGCUGUUCUCUUACUUCUGUGAAACCUUUUUUUAAAGAGUUUUCUCAAAGUUUUGAAAAGCUAUUAGCCAGGAUCAUAGUGUAAUAAGACGUAACGUUUUCCUUUUAAAAAUUUAAGUGUGUGUGUAGAGUUAAGCGGUUGUACAUUUAUGAUUUAAUAAAAUAAUUCUAAAGGGGGGGGGAAUUACUCUUAGGGUCCCUUCCAACUCUAGGAUUCUGUGAUCUCAAAAAUACAUCUCCCGCAAAAAAUACAACUGUAAAAACAGGAUCCUUUCCUACCUGAAAUGAGUUUGACAGCAAUUAUUAUUAUUAUUAUUAUUAUUAUUAUUAUUAUUAUUAUUUAUACCCCGCCCAUCUGGCUGAGUUUCCCCAGCCACUCUGGGCGGCUCCCAAUCAAGUGUUAAAAACAGUACAGCAUUAAAUAUUAAAAACUUCGCUGAACAGUUAUGAUAACGAACAGUGGUAGUUGAGAUUCCUGCAUUGCAGCGGGUUGGACUAGAGGACCUUCAGGGGUCCCUUGCGACUGUACAAUUUUAUGAUCCUAUGCAUGGUUUACAAGAAGUCUUGGGUUCGGUCCAGAGACCCCUGCCGCUGAAAACCUGGAGACCCCUUAGCAGCCAGGACAGACAACGCUGAUCUAUAUGGACCAGUGGUCUGAUUUGGUCUAAAACCAAGACUCCCGGAAGUUUUGGCUUCAUUUCUCAAGACUGUCUUUUCUCACAAUCCCCACUUGUUGCGAAAACUUAGAAUCUGCGAGGCGCGGGGUUCUCCUCCCCAAAAGCCCUGGGAAGCUUAGAGCGACACCAGCCCACUCUCUCUCACACACACACACCCCAAUUCCUGGCCUUGGCUACCCAAGCGAGCAGGCGUCGCUGGCAGCGAUCCCAGUCCGUUUCCGAUUCAGCAUGUUUCUGGUCUGCGGAUGUUUGUGCGCUCGUCUCUCUCUCUCUCUCGACACAGCAGUUUCUGGGUUGGAAAUAAGAGGAAACUGCUGGUGUGACGAAGGCCUGGCACACCCAGGGCUUCCGUAGGAGGGGCGCGCAAGGCUGAUGCUUGCCUCCAGCUUAUUCUUAGCACGUUGCAAGCUUCAGAGCUCUUGAGUCGCUGCCAGAGCCAGCCCCGGCACACCGGAGGCGCACGCUUUGCCGGUGCUCCUUCCGCCACGCACGAACAGGCUUUCUGGCCGCUCGCAGGAGUGGCUCUCCUACUUCAGAGAGAAGGGGCAGCGACUGGGAAGCAAAAUGCCUCUGAGGCGGUGGGAGAAACACCUUCGCGCAAAGCGAAGGUAACGUCGGGAAGGUUUAGGAGCCUUCUGCCCUCGAUGGACCCAGAACCUGCUCGCAGAACCACGUCCCGGGGCUCGCCCAGUGCUUUUGGAGUUGUGUGAGGAUUGUAGUGCGUGCCUCAACUUGCCGCACCUGCGCUCGGUGUGCGUUGUGUUGGGAAACUGAACAGAGGAAGGUAAGGCAUCCAUCGUCUGUCGUUUCACCCACACACGUUUUUGGUGCGUGAUUUCGUCCAAAUGGCAUCCCCUCUCUUGAGAAGGGUGGAACUCCUUUUUCUUUUUUAGAAAAAGGAAGACUUGCCUCAGUGGUGGGAAACCAGCUGUGUGUGUGUGUGUGUGUGUGUGUGUGUGUGUGUGUGUGUAGAUUAUCAUCAAAGGAAGGAAUAAGGCUGCCAUUGUUUGAGAAGCAAAGCGAGGCUUGGGUAGUCAUUAAGCACCAAUAAAAUUACUGUAUGAAUAUUGGUCCCAAUCCAGUGCUCUCUGAUUCGGAUACGAUUGCAGAGGUUUCACAUCAGAUGGGUCAGAGACCUACCAUAUUAUGCAUACUGGAUUUCGGUUUGUAGUUUGUAAGGUCUUUUGUUUAAAACUGUUCUAAACAUGUCUGAGCCUACAGAAGAGGAAACCGAGGCUACACGCAUUUCAUUGCAACAAAAUAAACUGAAUUCUAUUCAACCCGGUCCCUUCUCCUCACUUUCGCGAGGAAAUGAGGCUGGAGAUUUCUCAAAAUGUACCUAGCCCCAUCUCACCCACCGGUGGUUAACACUGUGGAUAAGAAACAAGGGGUUUUUUUGGUGUGCCUCGCACCGUCUUCUCUUUCUGUUGUGUUAAUGGGGCACAAAAUUUGUUGGCUUCCAAGUCAGCUGGCCUGUCUUUGCGGAUAGCGCAACACCGCAGGGCAUAUUGUGCCAAAUCCUUCAUCAUAAGUAAAUUGGGGGGGGGGGGUGUUUAAUUAAAGAAAAGGCCCUAUACAUUUUUACUUUACAUACCCCUGCUCUGACUUCCCUGUUCUGGAGGGUUUGCAGUCUGUAAUCUGGCAUCUUUUAGAGGAAGGGCAUGGCUGCUGUUAAUGGGGUGGUAGGAAAGACUCGCCCAGGAUUGAUUUCGGGAACAAUAGCGAAAGGACAGGAAAUUCUUUAGGACACACCCGUUCCCCACAGCUGGGAGCCUCCGCUAUCAGGCAACCUGUUGUGUUUUGUUUUGUAUUCUGGGCAUGUUGUGUGCCCGCUUUUCCACGCUUCUCUCUUUGAGCCUCAGUAAAAGCAAUUCUCUCCUGAAGGGAUGUGUGUCAUAGCUGUCAACCGUCCCUUAUUUGGUGGGAAACUCCCUUAUCCCAGCACCGUGUCCCGCUGCUGCCCCUUAUUGAUGAUGUCCCUUAAAUUUCCCGGGUUUCAUGCUCGCCCGGCUCGGGAGGGAAGCAGCAGCUCGGAGUCCUCCACCGCGAGAGAGAUUGCACACGAGCUGUCGCGUCUCCGUCUCUCCAUUUUCCCCCUCAGGGGCGCGUCGUGAGCAGACGGGUGGCUGCGGGCGGGCGGGCAGCCCCUCUCUUGCGAGAUUUCCACUGUGCUGCCAGGGGAAGCCGGAGGCGGCAGCUGAGGAGGUGGCCUGAGGGAGGAAGAAGAGGAGGGGAUGGGGAGGGACGCAGAAGGGCGGCGCUUCAGCGGCCGUGGCGCCGCCGCAAGCGCCUCAUGCCGGGCUCACGGGCGGCGUGGGCGAGAGUCUCUCUCCUUCCCUCCCUCUCGGGCAGGGAAAGGCCAAUGGAACUCCUCACGCCAGGACGACGGCAGCCCCGACAUGCUGCUUAGCAUACCCUCCAACCAGUUCAGCAUCUUAAUGUACUGGUUUUCCCCUCUGCAUCCCUUUCAUAACUCUAUUUUUAUAAAUCAUUUGUCCAUCCAUAGUUCAAAUUUUUACUACAAGUUUUCUGACAAUCCUACCAAUGUAUGUCACUCUUUCCAAUAGCUUUUCAAAUCAAUUAUAAACUUUCCCCAUUCUUUAUUAAAGAGGUCCUCUUCCUGGUUUCUAAUUCUGCCUGUAAGCUUUGCCAUCUCGACGUCGUUCAUCAGUUUUGUCUGCCACUCUUCUUUGGUCAGAGUUGUAGGCCCUUAGGGUCAUCUAGUCCAAUCCCCUGCAAAACACAGUCAGUCGUAGCAAAAGCAGCCUGGCUCCAUCAGUGCCGGAUUUCUGUAUAAGUUAAGCAAAAUCCUUUAUUUUGGCUGCUGAUCCCUUAUUUUCGAGGCUGCUGGUCCCUUAUUUUCAAAUCUGCAAGUUGACAGCUAUGGUGUGUGUGUGUGUGUGUGUGUGAAAAUCUGGGAUCUGCCGAGUAGAGCAUAUGUUUCUCAGUGCUUGCAUCUCUCCCAAAAAAGCAAGCUGUGUUGUAGAUGGUCCAAGAAGCUGUUCGGUCUGCUUUGCAUUAUCACCCCGUCUCUUGGCCCGGUGGAGAGAUGCAAACCUCUUGCCAUGUAGCCAGGACCGAGAUCUUUUCAAAGGAAGAAAUUUGGCCACAGCUAGAUCUUGCUUUGUUGGCAGGGCUCUCGAGAGAGUGAGAUAAAAGUUCAAAGCGGCGUUGACAAGCUCUUGGACGUUCCCUCUUGCAGGUGCCGUCGACGUGGUCUGAUACCAUCAUUGCCACGACUUUGCUGGCCUGGGAUUUCCCCAGCAGGGGAGGGAUAAUCAGAACUUAAUAAGGCUGUAGGCAAACUCAUCUCCGUGCUGCAAGCCGUUGUGCUUAAAGUGGGACAAAACAAGAUAUAAGGUCAUUGGGAAGAUUGGAAAUUGUAAUUAUUAUUAUUAUUAUUAUUAUUAUUAUUAUUAUUAUUAUUUAUACCCCAUUAAACACUUCUCUAAACAGGGCUGCCUUCAGAUGUCUUCUAAAAGUCUGGUACUUGUUUUUCUAUUUGACAUCUGAUGGGAGGGCGUUCCACAGGGUGGGUGCCACGACCGAGAAGGCCCUCUGCCUGGUUCCCUGUAACUUGGCUUCUCGCAGAAAGGGAACCGCCAGAAGGCUCUCAGUGCUGGACCUCAGUGUCCGGGCAGAAUGAUGGAGGUAGAGACGCUCCUUCAGGUAUACUGGACUGAGGCCGUUUAGGGCUUUAAAGGUCAGCACCAACACUUUGAAUUGUGCUCGGAAAUGUACUGGGAGCCAAUGCAGAUCUCUCAGGACCGGUGUUAUGUGGUCCCGGCGGCAGUCACCAGUCUAGCUGCCGCAUUCUGGAUUAGUUGUAGUUUCCGGUCCACCUUCAAAGGUAGCCCCACAAAGAGCGCAUUGCAGUAGUCCAAGCGAGAGAUAACUGGGACACCAUCUUUGCAGCAGAUCAUACUAUUUUACUUGUCUACUCCAGCUCUCCAAUCUUGGGCAGAGGCCCUCCCAACAGCUCCUUACCUGGUCCUUUUUAGCUGCAGAUUCCAUGCCAGCGAUUGAGCUAGGAGUUUUCUGCAUUCAAAACAUGAGCUCUGCCACUGUGCAGAAUUCAUGCAAUACGUUCCUGUGCGUUUACCAGGUGUUCCUCUGGUGCACUCUUAAGACAAAGGGGGGUAAGAAGAGACAAAGUGGGUGAAGCUUUUUCUCUUGCGUGCCUCCUGCUGAUGGACCAGGCAGGUUCUGGUGGCUAUGGAAAGGAGGGUGAUUUCGGACCUCAGAGAGUUUCCUGAAACAAGGGGCAGAAGAUACCGUAUUUUUCUUCCUAAAAAGUAAGGGGAAAUGUCUGUGCGUCUUAUGAAGCGAAUGUGUGGUCUCUGGAGCCGAAUUGCCCAGGGGCAAAAAGCAGAUCAUGCUCUCUUUUUUUUGAAAGAGGGAAGUGGGUGUUCAAACAAAGCCGCUGAUCGUUUGCCGAUCGGGGAGAGAGAUAAGGGACGCUAGAGAUAAAGGAGGCUGCCUGGGAGGGGGGAGGUAAAGACAGCAAACUUGCAAAGGGGGGAAACAGGAAGACUAAAGCAAUAAGGAGAGAAAUUAGAAGAAAAGGAGGAGCAAAAAACUGCUCCAGCUAAGGAAAAGACACUAAGGCAAACAGGAGGUAUAGGGGUGUUGAAAGGAAAUAGCUGAUCGGUGGGAUUGCGAGAGAUAAGGGACCCUAGCCUGGGAGGGGGGAGGUAAAAGCCCAUGGAUCCUCAGGAUUUUUACAUUGGGUCACCCCAAAUUCACCAUCAGAUCACAUCAGGCCACAGCAUGAACCACAAAAACAUACAUCCGCUGUUUCGUUCAGAAUAUUUUUUUCCUUGUUUUCCUCCUCUAAAAACUAGGUGCGUCUUAUGGUCAGGUCCUUUUUCGGGAACCAGGGAAAGGAGGUACCUUGGUGGAUGCCAAGCUCUGGGGCUGGCUCCUUGGGCUCCUUUGUGAAGGUCACCCAGCACAGUCAUAGGAACUGUUUCAGCUCCUUCUGUUCACAAUCCCACUCAGAGGCCCAGAGAGAAGAAUCUCGGGUGUGCUGCUACCUGAGCAGGGUUUUAACCCAGGUGGGCUUGCGUAGACACCAUCUGGAAAUGGGCAGGUGGUCCAUUCUUUUGAACUUGGACCUGAGAUUUGUGUGCUUGCCAGGUGAGAGUGUGACCCCAGCCAGCCGUCUUGAAAUUGUUUCAUCUGUGCUUGCCUUGCUACCAAUGCCUCAGUUGCAGAAACUGCUGCCUCCUUCCUUCGCUGAAAGGAAACAGGGCGACUCUGGGCAGAUCUGGUCUUGGUGUGUAUGCACACAGCAGCAGGAAAAUACGGCCCUCUUUUCCCAGUAGGUGGACACAGCGGGGAGGCGGCUGGGAAGUCAGUUCGGUGCAAACGCAGCAGCAGCAGGCACACCAGAGAGGCUCUGCCAGUGUGUUCGCGCCACACAGACCUCCACUGAGAGCCAGUGUGGUUCAGUGGUUAAGAGCGGUGGAGUCGUAAUCUGGUGAACCGGGUUCGGUUUCCUGCUCUUCCACAUGCAGCUGCUGGGUGACCUUGGGCUAGUCAAAGUUCUCUGAAAUCUCUCAGCCUCACUCACCUUACAGAGUGUUUAUUGUGGGGCAGGAAGGGAAAGAAGAAGAAGAGUUUGGAUUUGAUAUCCCGCCUUUCACUCCCUUUAAGGAGUCUCAAAGCGGCUAACAUUCUCCUUUCCCUUCCUCCCCCACAACAAACACUCUGUGAGGUGAGUAAGGCUGAGAGACUUCAGAGAAGUGUGACUGGCCCAAGGUCACCCAGCAGCUGCAUGUGGAGGAGUGGAGACGCGAACCCAGUUUCCCAGAUUACGAGACUACCGCUCUUAACCACUACACCGUGACCGGCUCUGGGGUUGCGGCGCUCAUCUCGCUUUAUUGGCCAAGGGAGCCGGCGUACAGCUUCCAGGUCAUGUGGCCAGCAUGACUAAGCCACUUCUGGCAAACCAGAGCAGCUCAUGGAAACGCCGUUUACCUUCCUGCCGGAGCGGUACCUAUUUAUCUACUUGCACUUUGUUGUGCUUUCGAACUGCUAGGUUGGCAGGAGCAGGGACUGAGCAACGGGAGCUCACCCCAUCGCAGGGUUUCGAACCGCCGACCUUCUGAUCAGCAAGUCCUAGGCUCUGUGGUUUAACCCACAGCGCCACCCGCGUCCCUUUGAGACUCCUUAGGGUAGUGAUAAAGCGGGAUAUCAAAUCCAAACUCUUCUUCCUCUUCCUCUUCUUCUUCCUUCCUCCUCUUUCCCCCUGCAAACAGCCACAGCUCACCUGCCAGGAAGCGAGUGUAGUGCCUCUGCCCCACAUCCGGCGACAUAUUUAUUUCCUCAUCUUUUCAGUCCCUGACAAGAGCGAGUUCAUGCAUGUUGAUGAACCACGGGAAAAACUUUAAAAUCACCCGAGGUCACUGAACCACCCUUCUCUUCUGAGUUAGCAGUUUACAAUACUCAGCUGCAAGUUGUUCAGUAACGGCUGUUUGCAACCGAAGCUUGUAUAUGUAUGAGUCAGCUCCAAACUGCUAGCGUUGCAGGUUUCAGGUUCCGGGUGCAGUUGGGAAGUCCAUGCCAUACGCCUGGCAGCAGGCAGGGGCAAGAAGGGAAGAGGGCCGAUAUCCACAGGCAACCAUCUCAAGAUGCUUGUUCCAGGUGCUUUCCUUCCUGGCGAAGGUCACAUCACACUGCUUGAGGCAUCUAAGGACCAGGUAGAAGGUGUUGAGAAAGACCUUCCUUGGCUAGAGAACUCCUAUUUGGGGACUUCUCUGACUUUUUUCCUGGCCCAUGUAGGACCAGUCUGGAUAGUUAGCCUCGGUGAAGACUCAACGUUUUCAUCCCCCAAAUUUUUUUUAUUUGUUUCCAUUGAAAUGAGGCUUUAUUUUCAUGUUUUAAUGUUGUAAUUUAAUCUUGUUUUUAAGUUGUAUUUCAAUCUAUUUGUUUUAUAUUGGGUGUUAGCCGCCCUGAGCCCGAUCUAGGCUGGGGAAGGCAGGGUAUAAAUAAAAUUAUUAUUAUUAUUAUUGAGCUGCUAGCCAUCCAGUCUGACUGUGACAGCACUAGACAGUCAGAUAAUCUGAUCUGGUAUAAAGUAGCUUCAUGGGAGAAGUUGCACUCAGACUCUCAAAAUCCUCUUGCUUCGACACGCAGACUUAUUAAAACAUGCUGCUGUCGCCAUUCCCUGCAUUCUCUGAACUCUCGGAUCAUUUGCUGAUCUCCUUCAUUACAGAAUUGUAGAGUUAGAAAGGACCCCAAGGGUCAUCUUGUCGGCGUCCUUCGGGGGCCGAGAAGCCAGCUGGCUACCCUCAGCUGGAUCGUGCCCUUCCAGUCAUGACGAUCCCUCUACCUCUAGGGUAAAGGACCCCUGACCAUUAGGUCCACUCGUGGCCGACUCUGGGGUUGCGGCGCUCAUCUUGCUUUAUUGGCCGAGUUUGCCGGCGUACAGCUUCCGGGUCAUGUGGCCAGCAUGACUAAGCCGCUUCUGGCUAACCAGAGCAGCGCACGGAAACGCCGUUUACCUUCCCGCCAGAGUGGUACCUAUUUAUCUACUUGCACUUUAACGUGCUUUCGAACUGCUAGGUUGGCAGGAGCAGGGACCGAGCAACGGGAGCUCACCCCGUCGCGGGGAUUCGAACUGCCGACCUUCUGAUCGGCAUGUCCUAGGCUCUGUGGUUUAACCCACAGCGCCACCCGCGUCCUUCCCUCAACCUCUGGCUCAACGUAAAUCAGCGACUCAGGCUUCAAAGCCUGAGCACACUUCAUCAGCAGAGCAAACGGCGCAAACAGAAGAGGCGUGAGGCUUGUGGAAACAUACUAAUAAGCUACGGAUUUAUCAGGCAUAAAUCAGGACAAAGAAAACAUGUCGUCUCUCAUUGCCGUCUCCUCAGAGAGAGAGGCAAAAGCUAUACACAACGGAAGUUCUCAGCAAACUGUGCUGGAAUGUAAACAGACAUGUGGCAUGUAACAAUCUCACACGUCUGCAACUAAAGGUGGAAUGGAAAUUUCCAACGCGUCUUAACCCAGCAGUUGAAAUUUGCCAGGCUGAUUUUGCACCUGGCUGCGGGCCAGUGGUCACCAAGUGAAGAGGGCCUUCUUGGUAGUGGCACCUGUGGAACACCCUCCCUUCAGAUGUCAAGGAGAUAAAGAACCACACAACUUUUAGAAGACAUCUGAAGGCAGCCCUGUAUCGGGAAGUUUUUAAUGCUUUAUGUUUGCUAUCUUUUUAUCUAUGCUGUAAGCUGCCCAGUGGCUGGGGAAACCCAGCCAGAUGGGUGGAGUAUAAAUAAUAGAAUUUAUUAUUAUUAUUAUUAUUAUUAUUAUUAUUAUUAUGAAGAUGCCCGGAUGCCAAGAUGGCACUUGAUUUCUCCACCAUCUUGAGGUGCAUGCCUGGAGAUCCCUGGGUCUUGGCUGCUUUCACACAUACACAACACGUCCCAUAGAAUUCUAUCCCAUAGAAUUCUAUCCGUGACAGUCAGAACAAAUGUCAGGAACCCCCAACAAAAGAGGAAAGGAUUUUGAAGUUAAUGGACAAUGUGGAGCGGCAAGGAUCCUAAUUGCUAAAAAACUGGAAAAAAGAAACUGUGCCAACAAAAAAGGAAUGGCAAGAUGAACUGUUAGAGUAUAUUGAACUGGCUAUCAGCGGUUCUCAACCUGUGGGUCCCCAGAUGUUGUUGGACUACAACUCCCAUCAUCCCUGAGCUCUGGCCUUGCUAGCUAGGCAUGAUGGGAGUUGUAGUCCAACAACAUCUGGGGACCUAUAGGUUGAGAAAGGCUGGGCUGGAUUAACAGAGGCAAUUAGAGAUCACACUAGACGAGAGUUUCAAAAAACAUGGGGGAAAUGCAGGGAAUACUUCACAAAACAGUGCCCUAAAAUACAUACCUGGACUUGUUUUGAUUAAUGUCUGCAGGAGACUUUGUGGGUAUUUAAGUUAUAAUUAGAAAAAUCUUAAUAAUUAUUCAUAAAGGAAACAGUUUAUAAGAAGUAAAUAAGGAAGUCAGAUGCUGGAUAAAGGAAGUCUGUUAUUUGGUUGUUUGUAUUGUUGUAUGUUACGUUCACUGUAUGUUACGUUCACAUUUAAUGUGCAUUGGGGAGUGGGGGGUUUGUGUUACGUUGUAAAUAAAAUUCCAAUAAAAUUAAAUAAUUGAAAUUGCAAGCAGGUCUUGGAUGUUUACGCAAGGGAAGGAUUGUAAGAAUGAAGGGAAUAAAGAAAUUUAUAGUAGAAUAAGAAUUGUGUACAGUGGUGCCCCGCAAGACGAAUGCCUCGCAAGACGGAAAACCCGCUAGACGAAAGGGUUUUCCGUUUUGGAGGUGCUUCGCAAAACGAAUUUCCUAUGUGCUUGCUUCGCAAGACGAAAAUGUCUUGUGAGUUCCUGCAGGGUUUUUUCCCCUCCCCCCUUUUUCCCAAGCCGCUAAACCGCUUAUCAGCUGAUGGCUAAGCCGCUUAACAGCUGAUGCUAAGCCGCUUAUCAGCUGAUCGUUAAGCCGCUUAUCAGCUUAUCGUUAAGCCGCUUAUCAGCUGAUCGUUAAGCCGCUUAUCAGCUGAUCGUUAAGCCGCUUAUCAGCUUAUCGUUAAGCCGCUUAUCAGCUGAUCGUUAAGCCGCUUAUCAGCUGAUCCACUAAGCCCGCUAAGCCGCUAAUACUGUAGCACUAAUCCGCUAAUGGGCUUGCUUCGCAAGACGAAAAAACCCACAAGACGAAGAGACUCGCGGAACGGAUUCUUUUCGUCUUGCGAGGCACCACUGUAUAAGACAUAGAGAUGCAAAGGCCUUGGGGGGGCGGAAUGGGGGAAAACAGGUUUUUUUACCCAAAGUGCUUUUUUUCCAGGAAAAAAAACACACUGUGGAAUAUUCAAACUAUAUCAAACUGUUUGUUUUUUCAUUUUUUUCUGGGAGGGGGCUGGAUCCCCCCCCCAAAAAAAAUUUUCCAGGUUUUUUUUCCAGGCGUUCCCAUCUCUAAUGAGGCAGCAGGUAAUUUGUCUGUAGGGAAAAACCACAUGAAUGUAAGGCUAGGAAGUCAAAUCGCUAAGAAAAGUGUAUGAAUUGCACUUUGUGUGAAGUUUAUAAAACCAGUAAGAAUUUAAAUAUAAGAAAGAAUGAAUUUGAGGAACCAAAGAGUCAUAUUGAAAAAUACGACCUUUAAGCUGCCUGGGCCCAAAUGGCAGCUAGACAUUCCAUUUUGGUCACGGUAACCCUGGUUUAAGGAGCCAUUUGGUUCCUAUCUUAUAUAUCUUUGAGUUUCUAACACUGGUCUAGUCCAGCUCCUUCCCAGUGCAGGAUUAACGGAGGACGAAGAACGGGGGCAGAUUUAGGAAGGCACCUAUUCUCUUCCCCACCUCCUCCUUCCGUCAUUUUAGUCCUAUUUAUUUCGUAAACUUUGUACACCUCUUGGUUGCAAAACGUCUCAAAGCGGUUUGCAAAAAAAGGAAAAAAAGACCUUUCUCCCUCCUGACUAGAGGAUGGCUUCCCCUGGUCCAUAUUGUGACCUCAUGUGUCGCAUACUGUGACAACAGAAUAGGCUGGACAAGUUCAGGCUAGUGAUGUCAACCUUUUGGUUACCACUUCCUAGCAAAAAGAGAGGGAUUAUCUGUUGUGCAACGCUCCUCCAUACUGGAUAGAAAAGUGGGUGCCGAUAUUAUUAUUAUUAUUAUUAUUAUUAUUAUUAUUAUUUUCAAUGAAGUGUUUAGGUAGUGCUUACUACCAGCGUACAUUGGUACCUUGGUUCUCAAACGCCUUGGCAGUCAAACAACUUGGAACCCAAACACUGCAAACCCGGAAGUAAGUGUUCCAGUUUGCGAACUUUUAUCGGAAGCCGGACGUGCUCCAUUUUGAGUUUUAUGCUUCCAAUUUGAGUUCCACACUUCCAUUUUGAGUGUUGCGCCAAGGUCUGUCUGUUUUUGCUGUUUAUUUUGCUUUUUUGUUUGUGUGUGACUGUGUGGAACCCAGUUCAGUUACUGAUUGAUUGAUUGUAUGACUGCAGUACACUGUUUAUUGCUUUCAUUUUAUGGAUCAGUGGUCUCGUCAGAUAGUAAAAAUCAUGUUAAAUUGCCGUUUUAGGGGUUGCUUUGAAAAGUCUGGAACGGAUUGAUCUAUUUUGUAUUGCUUUCUAUGGGAAAGCACGCCUUGGUUUUGGAACGCUUUGGUUUUGGAACAGACUGCCAGAACGGAUUAAGUUUGAGAAUCAAGGUACCACUGUACUAUAUAUCUGUAUAUAAGAGCCAGUGUUAGAAACUCAUAUAUAUAUAUAUAUAUAUAUACAUAUAUAUAUAUAUACAUACAUACACACACACACACACACACACACACACACACACACACAGUGGUGCCCCCGCAAGACGAAUGCCUCGCAAGACGAAAAACUCGCUAGACGAAAGGGUUUUUUGAGCUGCUUCGCAAGACGAUUUUCCCUAUGGGCUUGCUUCGCAAGACGGAAACGUCUUGCAAGUUUGUUUACUUUUUCUUAACACCGUUAAUACAGUUGCAACUUGACUUCGAGGAGCAACUCAUAGAAAGCGGUGUGGUAGCCUUGUUUGAGGUUUUUAAAGACUUUGGUGAUUUUUGAAGCUUUUCCAAAACUUUCCCGACACCGUGCUUCGCAAGACGAAAAAAAUCGCAAGACGACAAAACUCGCGGAACGAAUUAAUUUCAUCUUGCGAGGCACCACUGUAUAUAUAUAUAUAGUAGGUGCCAAAUGGCUCCUUAAACCAAGGUUGCAGUCGCCAAAAUGGAACAUCUGGUUGCCAUUUUGGGGCAAGACGGUUAUACAGUCAUACCUCAGGUUACAGCCGCUUCAGGUUGCGUUUUUUCGGGUUACGGACCGCAGAAACCCGGAAGUGCCGGAACGGGUUACUUCCGGGUUUCAGCAGUCGCGCAUGCGCAGAAGCGCCAAAUCGUAACCCGCGCGUGCGCAGACGCAGGUUGCGAACGCUGCAGGUUUCAAACAUGCAUCCCGCACGGAUUACGUUCGCAACCCAAGCGUCCACUGUAUGGUCUUGUUUUCCAAAUGAUGGACUGACUGUGUUUGAUUCUCAGUUAAAACAUCUGGCUAGUCCACCUUGAGGUGGGUUAAGAACUUUGAGAACUGAAAGAAGAAAAGCCGCUUGAUCCAGGGCCAUCCACACCUAUAUUGGCCUUUUUUCCCCUGAAUGGUGACUGCUUCCUGUUCAGCCUGAAAAUGAAAAGGCAUUUUGGUUUCCUGAAAUUCAUUCCGAUUGUGUGGAUAAAAUAUAACAGAUCGAAAACCACACUAUUGGGAGUGUUAGUGGGCGAAAACGGUCGAUAUCCAACAAUCCUCAGGCAUGCACCUCCAGAUGCCAAAGAUGUUAGGUGGCAUCUUGGCGCCCUGGCAUCUUCAGUGGCCGAUAGAUAGCCGGGUGCAAAAUGCACUUGGCGCCUGGCUAAUUUCGAACACGUGUUUUGGGGGGAGGGGGAGAGAACCACGUACACCACCCUAAACUCCAUGGAGAAAAAGGAGGCAUAAAAAUGUAAUAGAUAAACAAGCUUUUCCUAAAAAGGAAGUUGGCAUCUGCAUUGAGAGAGAGUUCGGCAACUUGCAGAUUUAACAUAUAGAAAAAGAGAACAAGAAGAAUGUACAUUUAAAGAAGACUGGAAACUUUACUGAAUACAUGGGUGAAAACUGUGUUCAUUUAAAGACCCUGGUAGCGUUAAGAUAACUUCAACAGUGUAAAUAAGCUUUGGUGGAUGUAACAAUGGAUUACUGAAUGGUUUAGUUUAUGUCAGGCACCCCCAACCUGCGGCCCUCCAGAUGUUUUGGCCUACAACUCCCAUGAUCCCUAGCUAACAGGACCAGUGGUCAGGGAUGAUGGGAAUUGUAGUCCGAAACAUCGGGAGGGCCAAAGGUUGGGGGGUGCCUGGUUUAAGUAAAACAUGCAGGGAUGUUGCGGUAUACAGAAUGAACCACGAAAAGAGAAGAAGCGGUCAUUGACUUAAGGUUGUUUAAUUGAAUAUUUUGAAAUGUAAAUUAGAAAAAUUAAUAAAAAUGGUAUAAAAAGAAACAAAAUUUUAAAAAAUCCUUCCAGGUGCUACUGGAAGGAAUUUUUUAAUUUUGUUUCGACUACAGCAGACCAACACGGCUACCUAUCUCUAACUAGAUCUAUAAAAAGAGAGAGAGAGAGUUGGGCUAGAUUCCCCUUUGGAAUCACUCUCCAUUCCUUGGACUUUGGGCUGAUAGUCAGUUCUGUAGCUCAUGAAGCAGGCCAGCAAAGCCACAAGUCCUAGAUGCCCGCAAUGGCUUUAAAUUUUGACCUUUGUGCUAUAACUCUUCUUUCCCUGAAGGAGCGUCUCCACCCCCAUCGUUCUGCCCGGACACUGAGGUCCAGCGCUGAGGGCCUUCUGGCGGUUCCCUCAUUGUGAGAAGUAAGGUUACAGGGAACCAGGCAGAGGGCCUUCUCAGUAGUGGCACCUGCCCUGUGCAACGCCCUCCCACCAGAUGUCAAAGAGAAAAAUAACUACCAAACCUUUAGAAGACAUCUGAAGGCAGCCCUGUUUAGGGAAGCGUUUAAUGUUUAAUAGGUUAUUUUUAAUGUUUAAUAGCCUGACCCCCUCCUUUGGUAAUUCUUCACAGAAUUCUAGCCCAAUGGUUGCCAUCAUUUGAUUUGAACUGAUUUUAUAAUGAAUUGAUUUUAGAAUGCUGUAUUAUUUUACUGUUGUUAGCCGCUCUGAGCCUGGCUUUGGCUGGGGAGGGCAGGAUAUAAAUAAAUUAUUAUUAUUAUUAUUAUUAUUAUUAUUAUUAUUAUUAUCUGUUGGAAGCCGCCCAGAGUGACUGGGAAAACGCAACCAGAUGGGCAGGGUAUGAAUAAAUUAAUAAUAAUAAUAAUAAUAAUAAUAAUAAUAAUAAUAUCAGCAUUAUCAUGUCCUUAUCGAUGGAGACUUUCCCACUGACUGGAGACCCUUUCUUUCUUUCUUUCUCUCUCCCCCAUUUCCCCUUCUUCCAGAUUGUCUCGUAUGCUGAAAGGCUGUCGAUUUAUGGAGGGUCCCGGGUGCAGCUUUGA
Messenger RNA from Podarcis lilfordi (Lilford's wall lizard), 15912 nucleotides. Lineage: Eukaryota; Metazoa; Chordata; Lepidosauria; Squamata; Lacertidae. The record is from the annotation of a GenBank genome assembly.